UUAGACUGGCAUUCAUGCCUACCCCUGUUUCGUCACAAUACAAUACAACCAACGGUUCAAAGAAAAAAAAACUUUUGUAUUAAAGGUUAAUAAUAUUGUCAACCGCACAAAACUUAAUUAUAACCUAAUUGGUUCCUUUUCUCGAUGGCGAUUCGUUUUCUUCUUCUUCCAUUCAUUCAUUCUUUCUUUUUAUAUUUUUUUCCUUCCCAUCAUAGUGCAGGAAUUGUUUGCUGCUUGCUUUGCUAGUUUUGUUUGAAACUUGAAAUACAUAUUCAUCUAUAGCAAGUUUUGAGUUUCGUCUAGGCGUUGUUAUGACUUUCCGUUUUAUCGCGUGCCGCUUUUCUCUUUUUCACUUUCAUGUUCGCCUUUAUUCUAAGUGGUGUUCUCUUCUGAAAGCACUUCAUAGUGAGAUGUACUUCAGCAGCAGCAGGGCAAACUGCAUUUGGGGGAGGGACGUGCACCUUUAAUUGGCGACCCCUGUUGAAAUCUAAAAAACUGCACAACCUAAGGCGCGGCUUAUACGUUUCGGCCCCCCGACAACAUGUGAAUCCCCGGCCGGGUCCCCAAACAAUAAUAUUGUAGUCCACUCACGCCACUUGCACAUCAUCAAUGAGUGACGUGAUUCAACCCUACAGCAAAACCACCUCGUAAUUCCUACCAUGCAAUUUCCUCACUACCUCGAGUGCAAGGCAAUUGCGGCCCCUGUUCAUUCAAUUGAACAAACUAUACAUAUUUGUGUGCGGUCCCGGGGUCACAUUCAUGGCCCGACCUUCUACGGGAGUUGUAGCAGUAUCACCAACAGGGAUUCUUUACACACGGCUGACGCCCAACAGCUGACCACCAACGCCAAGAAUUGCUUAUUACAGGUUUCCUGUGUUUUUGAAAUUAGCGUACCUGGUAGAAACACAACCAAGUUUAGGAAAUCGAAGACUAUGGCGCUUAAUACCUGGAGUUAUGCAACAAGGUACAUUAUGAAGGUAAUCGUCCCGGGAUACCUGCGUCGCGUGAGGCAUGGUAACACGACCGAGGAGCGCCUCCUGGAAUACGUCAAGAGCACGGCAGUACAGGGCGAUGCAGCCAGCGUGCUAUCAGCUGUGGAUAAGUUCAAGGCAGAAAAAGAAUGGAUGAUGCACUUUCAAUAUGAGAAAAGACAGAAAAUCGAUGGAGUCCUCAAGAAGACGAAACCCCAAAAUGGUUUGGAACUGGGAACCUACGUUGGUUAUUCAGCCAUAGCAACAUCGAGGCAUCUCUCUGAAGGAGGUCACCUGAUUUCAGUGGAAAUCGACAAGAAAAAUGCCAGCCUCGCAAAGCAAUUCAUUGAAUUUGCUGGUGUGAGCAACCAGAUUUCCAUCGCUGUUGGGAAAUCAUCAGAUAUCAUCCCGGAGCUGCGCAGCAAGUACUCCGUAGACAAGCUGGACUACGUGUUCCUGGAUCACUGGAACAGCUUGUUCUUGCCCGACCUGAAGCUGCUCAAGAAACAUGGCCUGCUACGAAAAGGGUCAGUCAUUGUGGCUGACAAUGUCCUGUAUCCUGGCAGCCCUGAUUACUUGCAGUACGUGGAGAAUAGCGGCGAGUUCACCACUGAGCGGUUCGACUGCUACGUUCAGUUUAUGCGCUUGCAAGACGCCAUAGCAAUCUCUGUAUACAAUGGUGACUAAUGAUGACAAGGACCGAAACGUCGAAAUGGGUAAUCCAGUCCUCAAAUUACCUUUUACAACUGAAGUGUGUAUUAAGAACUCCGAAAGGGUACAGAGUGAAAUGAAACGAGGGGUUCGUGAAGCAAAAGUCUAACACUUCUCCAGCACCGCACAUGCAAAUUGCAUGAAAUGAAACCCAGUGCAUGUACUUAAAGUCUCUAUAAUGUUUGUAAUAGUGGGCCUACACCUAGGCCUCUUUUUGAAGGUCUAACUCAAAUGUUAUUCUAAUGCUUUGGUUUUAGUCUGAAAAUAAUUUCUGCUUAAACGUGGUGGAUCUCAUAUUUUACUGGCCGAAUACUCGUGGUUUUAUUUGGGUUGUAUGGAAAACGUAAAACUUGUCCCAUGUUGUCUUAUAUCUGGCACCAACUUCUGACGAAAUUUAUGGUUAAUGGAAAUUUGCACUGCACCGAUAGACUUGUAAAAAUUUUGAAACCUGACACUUGUGAGGAUUUACAACUGAGAUGCUGCAGCGGUUAUCUGUGAAUUUCAGGAGUCAAAAACAUUAAUUGUAGCAGGUGCCUCAAAUAAUUUAAAAUGCAUGAGAGAACCUACCAGUAUUAAAUUUAUUAUCUUUGAACUAGGGGUUUAGUUACACUACAAGUGCAUUUGAAUAAUUGUUUUGACAAGGCUCGAAUCUGAAAUCAUAUUUGACAACCAGUGUUCAUUUACAAAAGAGUUAUACUUUUUCUUACAAGUUAAAAUGAAAGUCAAGCUGGAUGGGUACGAAAAUGCCUGAUUUAGUAUUUGCAACUGGAGUGCACUGUUUUGGUGAAUUGGUUAAUAAACGGUUCUUAUAAGUAACAUUUACAUCUCUUUCUGAACCUGAAGAAAAUUUGUUUUACAGUUUGUUUGAUAUCAAUGGUGAGGGGCAAAUGCCUCAACUUAGUGGAAUAAAUUGAGUACAGCCCCGUCGAUAUUUGGCUGAAGAGACGGCCAUUUCCUUA
Molecule: messenger RNA, 2641 nt
Organism: Acanthaster planci (crown-of-thorns starfish)
Lineage: Eukaryota; Metazoa; Echinodermata; Asteroidea; Valvatida; Acanthasteridae
Product: catechol O-methyltransferase-like
Molecular function (GO): O-methyltransferase activity
Source: RefSeq, a predicted model, not a curated record